Messenger RNA from Penicillium chermesinum, 240 nucleotides. RefSeq lists its product as uncharacterized. NCBI's taxonomy places the organism in Eukaryota, Fungi, Ascomycota, Eurotiomycetes, Eurotiales, Aspergillaceae. The transcript has a single exon. The coding region runs from base 1 to 240 and encodes 79 amino acids. The record is from RefSeq and is a predicted model, not a curated record.
AUGGCGGAAAUCAAACAGGGGUGGUAUGCCUUUCCUGGCUACGCUUCCAUUACUGUCAACGCCCUGCUUCGACUUCCUCUAGAGGGCUGUAUUUGCUCUCCGAGACAAAAGAGUCCAUGUUUCGGUAGCAAGAGAACCAAGCCGACAAGAUUAGUCCAGGACACGGUUCAGUCCAAUAACAUGCUGCAGGAGCCGGACACAGUCCCAAUUUCGGCCCUUGAGAUUGACUCUGCGAGAUGA